AUGGGCCUUCUCGGUCUGCUGUCGACGGCAGCAGCUUGGGUCUUCCUGGCUCUGACGCUCUUUGUGCUGCCAGUGCUCAUUGUCCUCGUCCUCGGCCUGCUUCUCCCACGAAGAGUGCCGCCCCAGCGUUCGGAAGGCAAGCGCAGCAAAGUUGCGUUUGUACACCCAGACCUCGGGAUUGGCGGGGCCGAGCGAUUGGUGGUGGAUGCAGCUGUAGCCUUGCAGAAGGCUGGCCACGAGGUGAACAUCUUCACGGCCAGGCAUGAGACCAACCAUUGCUUCGAGGAGACAAGGAACGGCACCCUUCGAGUCCAUGUCUAUGGAAACUUCCUCCCCAGGAGAGUGCUUGGGCGGUUCUACGCAGCCUGCGCGUAUCUUCGCAUGUGCUGGGUGUCGGGGGUCAUCGUGCUGCUAUCCUUUCGGAUUCCCUUCCACGUGAUCAUUGUGGACCAGGUUUCGAUCUGCUUGCCGAUUCUGCGACUUGCAAGACCGCGCGCCAUCUUGUUCUACUGCCAUUAUCCGGAUUACCUCCUCACCACAAAGAGCUCUGUGCUCAAGUCCCUCUACCGCGCUCCACUGGACUUUCUGGAGGAGGUUACCACAGGCUUGGCAGACCAGAUCUUCGUGAACUCGCGUUUCACCGCUGGUGUCUUCGCUGCAGCCUUCCCGCUUCUGUCCUGGUUCGGCGUCUGCCCAGAUGUGCUCUAUCCUCCGCUCGAUCUCCAGGGCCAGGACGAAGCUGCUAGGAAGGCCGCUGAUGCCUUGGAUGUGCUCGGGGAGGGAGAGCAGCUGUUAUUGUCCAUCAAUCGUUUCGAGAGGAAGAAGAAUGUGGGCUUGGCCAUCAGGACCUUGGCGCGGCUUCCGGAAGAAACGCGGCGGAUGACUCGUCUCGUUCUUGCAGGAGGCUACGACGAUCGGCUUCCGGAGAACGUGGAGCAUGCAGCAGAGUUGGAGGACUUGGCCACUCAGCUGGGGGUGGCAGAUCGAGUUGUUCAGAAGAGGUCAGUCUCUCUUGUAGAGAAGGCGACGCUCCUUCGGCAUGCUGCAUGCCUCCUCUACACCCCCGAUCGGGAGCACUUCGGCAUCGUUCCCGUAGAGGCCAUGUAUGCGCGGGUUCCAGUCGUCGCGGUAAACACUGGUGGCCCCCUGGAGUCCAUCGUGGACGGCGAAACGGGCUUCCUGCGCGCUCAAGAGCCCGAGGCUUGGGCAGAGCCGGUGGAGAAGCUGUUGAAGGACCCAGCGCUCCGAAAGCGAUUCGGAGAGGCUGGACGCCAGCGCGCCAGCACCUGCUUUUCCCUAGAGGCGUUCGGGAAAGCCUUAGAUGCAGCUGUCCGAAGGAACGAGGAGCUGAAGCGAGGCAAUGCGCGCCUGGGACUUUGGGGCUGA
Molecule: messenger RNA, 1386 nt
Organism: Symbiodinium sp. CCMP2592
Lineage: Eukaryota; Dinophyceae; Suessiales; Symbiodiniaceae
Source: the annotation of a GenBank genome assembly